GCAUCCUCGUUUUGGCGGUCGGGUGCGAAGCGGCGUGUGUGGUGUGGCCUGUGAUGCGUUGCUUUGCAGGGCGCCGUAGUAGCAUGCGUGGCGCCGAAACCACCCGCUGUCGUUGUGUCGGCGCGCAUCGGCGGUGACGGCUGCGUGCGUGCUGCUCCAGUGAGUGAGUGGGUGCGCCUCGUUUCGGCGUCCAGCGGUAAAGGAGCAGCGGCACAGCGGCUAGUGCAGGAAGCGAUGGCCUCGUGGCCGGCCUUCCUUGCACUGUUGCUGAUGGCCGGCAGCGCUGCUGAGCAGUGUGGUGAGACCCGCGACGGCGCCGACAAAGGCAUCUUGCGACCGCCUCGGCCCCUUCGGUCAAGUGACCGGCUCAACUGCACUUGGACGCUUCGCUCUGCUCCUGGAUUUCGGCUGCUGGUGCGGCUGGACAGCGUGCAACUGCCGUCGCCUGUACUAAGGAGUGCCGCGUUGCGCCUCAUCGUAGACGGCCACGUGAGCGAGUUCACGCGCUCAUGCGUCAACUGCCUGGACGCCACGCUAUCCGGAGAGACGGUGCAGGUCCACUUCGUCUCCAGCCCCCUGGCCGAUGGUUCGGUGCCGGGCAGCUUCCAGCUCCGCUACCAAGCGUUCAAUCCGAACCAGUGCGAGCGGCCGCGGCCGCCGAGCCAGGGCUACGUCGUGGGCCGCGACUGGCAGCUGGGCGGCGAGAUCCGGUUUGCGUGCAACCCGCCGCUGGACCCUGUGGGACACGCGGGAGUGGCGCGCUGCGAGACAGGAAGCGAUGGCGUGCCGCGCUGGAGCCGCACCGCUCCCCGAUGCGCUGCCACCAACUGUCUCCGAGGCAUCGUGCGACGGGACGCCGGCACCGGCGCCAUCGCCAGCCCUGGAUUCCUCGAAAAGAGGUUGCCGCCGAACCGGCGCUGUGAGUGGCAGAUCAACGCACAGCCCGGACAACAGGUAUGGGCGAGCUUCACGCAGCUUCGCCUGCCGCGGGCCUCGGGUGGUGACGGGCCACAGCUGUACCUGUUCGACGGCGACGAGUCGACGCCGCUGGCCAACAUGAGCGGCGUGCAGCUGAAGCCGCCGCCUCUGAAUGUGACGAGCGUGUCGAACCGUCUGAUCGUGUUGCUGCUGACGGGCGCACAGCCCACCAAUGACGCCGUGGUGUACAUGGAGUACGCGCCACGACCGGCCGCUUGUGCGGAGCCCGCAACGCCCGCCAACGGCUCACUGGUCGCCUAUAGCCUGGGCGUGGGUUCGCGUGUGGCGUACCGCUGCGACAGUGGAUAUGCCAUGGUUGGCGAGCCGGGCGCCGAGUGCCUGCCGUCAGGCGAAUGGAGCGCCUCGCCACCGCAGUGCGUGCCACAGGAGGUGCCGCCAGUCGACGAUAAUCACCAGGAUGUGUCUGAGGACGUGCACGUGGACACAUCAGCCCACGACGACCUGGCCCUGGGUGGUCCUCGCGGUUUCACCUUGGCUCCAACGACCUCUACCGACCACGUGACCUCAGAGAUUGGACGAAGAGCUUGCGACGACAGCUGCGACGACGCCUGUCACAACUGCGCUGCCCUCAUCCGAAGAGGCGCUCGACCCACUCCCGGAGAGUCUGGAUCGGGAUCGCUGGACACCUUACGAGCAGGAUGUCAAUCGCGGUGCUGUACCGGCGAAGGCGCCUCCGCGCAAGCCUUCGGCACACAUGGAUCCGUGGCCGGUGUCAGACCACGCCGCCGUAUUGGUGGGCGAAGAGCUUCUUCCGCACGGCACGGAACCCAGCCUCACUUCUGGCAGCCGUGACGACGUCGACGUCCCGGCACGGAGUGGCGACUUGGAGGACGGGCUCACCGUAACCAUGGUGGCUGUCAUCGUAGCCGUCACUGCGCCUCUGGCAAUCGCCCUGCUGCUCCUCAUCGUCCUCGUGGCCUACAGGCGCCGCUAUCCGGUGCGCAUGGGCUUCGGGCGAAAGUUUCCUACUUUUGAAAACCCAGCCUACGUGCGCAAAGACGCCCAUCACCCACGGGAACUCACCAGGCUUUCGAUAGCUGACCGGGAUCGCUUCUGAUGUGGUGUAUGGCAGAAAAACUAUAUUGCUGGUAGGGAUUUCCAUGACCAGCGGAAGUCGUGAGAGCAGGGUGGGAAGAAAUAACAAAGCAGUAGUUGCCGUGGUACUGCUUAGGAACAGCGAUUGCCUUCUCCUCAGUGCUUUAUUUUUCUCCUCGAACACGCCAGCUCAUGUAUUCGAAGGCUAGAGCCGUGCCCACCACAAGGGGCCUUCUGUUGUUUUGGUGUUAUCUGAGGAUGGGACAUCACAUGGCUUGGUGACCAACGAUGUGUUCAGCGAGUGUCAAGAUUCUGCUUGUAGUCGGGCCCAGCUGGCAAACCAUUAUUUUUGUUUGCACACUGUCAUUUUUCGGUGGCCGCUUGCACAAAGUAUGGCGUCAUCGUGUGUUUUAAAGAGACAAUACCACUCGCCGAUGUUUGCUUGGUUUGAAUGGUGUGUACGUGUUCUCGUCGUUGGUUGCCUUCGGCAGUCUCGCUUGGCCCCUUUUCGUGGAAUGAUAUCGAACACUCAAAGUGACGAAACGUGAUGUCAUCCGGUGAUUGUCAAACUGUUUUUAAGGCGUGCACGCGAAUUAUGACGCCUUUGGGACAGCGAUAUGCCCAAGUGUGUGUGUUCAAGACAUCCUGCAACACAAUGCACUUGCUGCUCGUCACAACGAAAGUACCACUAGUGCCCACACUGUAGUCAUACUGCUCUCAUUCAUAAAUGCCGCUCCGGAAAUGCUACGGAAGGCAAAAAUUAUUGAUAUGACGACGCGUUAUUGCCAGCUGACUCUUACUGUACUUCUUAGUUGCAGAAACGAAUAUGUCCUAAUCAACCAAUGGUACUUAAUAAGUGAAGAGCGUUGAUCCUUAGUGUAGGACAAUAAGUGGAUGUCUUUGUCGCUCUCUCUGAUGCCGACUAUUCGCCACUUCCACGGUGUUCCUCGCCUCAUUCGACAAUGAUCUUUACAAGUAAGUCUGUAAUAUUACAUAACAGGUAGAGCGACUUACAGGAAGUGAACGCAAGAAUGAUGACGAACAGCUUGAAAUACCAUUUACCAUUGCUCCUGAAGCUGGGGGUCACUUCUCUUGCCUUUCUUCGUUUCUUACGUACUCUUCUGUCUCCAAAGAAUUGUGAUCAGUUGGGUGAAAAAUACAUGUCACUCUCGCGCAGAAAUUGGCAAGCAACAGAGAAACAUUAAUAUUAGGCUUGUGCGAAUAUUCGAGCAGUUCGGAUGUUGGAACGAUUACAACAGUAUUCGAAUUCACUUCGAAAGUAAUUUAAAUUAUUCUAAAUUUCGAGGUAUUAGAAAUGAACGAAUAGACAUAUAUAAAUCGCUUGUAACCCCCUGUCAAAAGGGUUUCACUACAGUGCAGGAUUGCUCUACCGUGAAUACACCUUUACGGGGGAAAGGUGGGGCUUUACGGCUCUGCCGUGAGGCCCUACUUCAAGGUUAAAUGACCAAGUUAGUCUCACAUCAAUUCAUCAUUUUUUUUUAACUUUAAAAGCUCUUUAUACCUGGUUAUAUGCUCUAAGCAAAGUAAAUUUGAAAAUGUAACAUAUUUUACAGGUUAUCACUUUCAUUCUACCGAAAGUGAAAUCCUGCUACUAUUCAAAGUCGCUUUCACUUCCCUUUGAACCAAGGAGAUUGACAUUUGCACAUGCCUUGUUUCCAUUAAAAAAAUAUUGUGCAGGUUAGUUGGGUCAUGACAAAUAGGCUCAUUUUUCCUUACGAUAUGUGAUGUAUACUAUUCGAAUUCGACUCCAAAUUAUUCGACCAAAUCAGUAUUCGCUUCGAAUUCCCUUCGAACCUAAAAUUUACUAUUGGCACAAGCCUAACAAAUAUGUUAAUAAAUUCGUACGACAAAGAGAUUAAGUACAUUUGCUACAGCUGGCGUUCUUUUCGUCCCGACUUUUCCGGUGUUUUGGUAGCUUUUACAAAGACUCCUGUCAAUAUUACAUAUUUUCAUAGCGAAACUGUAACCGGACGCUCGCUGCGGGCGCGGCCGUUUGCGUUGCGCACAAAUAUAUUGGCAAAAACAAAAUGGAAUCAUGCAUUCAGCUAAAUCAUGUCUAUCUGUUUCCCGAACACAUUUACGCGCUUGAGGUCCGGGUGCACUGAUUCAAUAGCAAAUUAUGUAAUUGGUUCAUUAAUCCCAAUAUUUUGACGCUUUGGCGACAUCAUAUGCAUCAAAGAUAUAGAUAGGCUACAAGUAUCAAGAAAGGAUUGCUCAAUACUGUUGUCGAUCGUUAAAUAUCACUUCCUUCUAGCCUCUUUAUCUGUGUAAGGUAUAAUUAAAUGGACAUAUCCAACCAGUGCGAUUGAUUUGUUGCGCUUGUUAAACGCUUAACAAUUCCAAAGUGUCGCAAAUUUGAACAAAUCGAACAACGAAGACUUCGUUUGCUCACUGAAUUAAGUCAUGCUGUUUUUUUUUUUCAAAAAGUGCAUGUAGAACGCACACUUUCUUGCGGGUUUUACACUUGUAAUGAUCUGUUUAAUCUGGCCGUCCCAUAGAAAGCUGAAUAAAUCGAAAGUACAACGAAUCGAAAUCCCGCAUGUUGCUCGGGCUAUGCUGUGCACUCAUUACAAGUGGCAGAUAACUUCUGUAUCACAAUCGAAAACAUACAGCGAGGGCCCCCUAGAAAGAGGCGGAGACUUUGUAUCACGCGCAGACGGGACGUCAUUUUACAACAUUACUCUAAUGGGGCCAUUUAGAUUAUGGCACUGAUUGCAUCUUCCGCAUGUGUAGAUCUUUUUAUCAAAAAUGUAUGCACGAUGCUCUCGGUGCAAAGUAUCCAUGUUGCGGAACGUCAUAAGUCUUAGUUCAAUCAGAUUGUCUUUACUCUCUUGUGCUCAGUAAGUGCGUUCCUGUGACGUCAUUAAAGUCCAUAUACUAUAGAAAUGUUCAGCGGCAACGUACUAAUUGAUACCUCCGGUAGGAUCGUGUAAUGCCGUGUAGCGGAGCGAGGGCAUUUAUGCAGAGAGAACAUAAAACUACCUCUAACGCUCAGUGCUCUACAACAAAAGUAUACGGAUGACGUCAUAGGUGUUCAGGCUUAUGUUCAGGCGCUUAUGUAGCGUUGUAGGCUGUCAGCUUUUGUACACACUGUCGCCGAAGCUUCGCUAGCUUUAUAAAUAGCAAAACGUUUGCUCCACAUUGCCGGGGCAAACUCAAACCUCGAAAAAUACCAUUGAAGUGAUAAACUGCUUUUAGUGGAAAUUUAUAGUUGGCUAUCAAAACAGCCGUCAGCCACUGUAGUUCAUAGGCUGCUACGCAUCUACGAUAUUUUCAUGCAGGCGCGACAUCAAAAUAUAAUGAGAGCAGUUGUGCAUCAUUAGGAAGAAAAUUGCUGCUUCCUUGCUGAUUACACGCGUCAACGUUUUGAAGAGUGAAGCAACACAUGCACAGGCGCACACACUUUCAGAGCGGCGUGCAUUACGUUGUGAAAUUUCAGUCACUCGGGCUCUGAGUUCAGUCCUGCCCAUCUGGCGUGGCAGCCUUUUCUGGCCUUGUGCGUGAUACGUGUGACAGUUUUGAUAGUUCUGUGCUCAAAUUAUUCAGCGAUAUAUGAAAAUUGCCAAUGUGAGAAAAUACAGGCAAUGGAAGUGUUGAACACCGGGUACGACUGUGUGGAUUGUCAUCUCUGCUGUUAUGUUCGUCGCUAUUUGGAGCAUGUGUUCUCGCAGUAAAUGGUCAAAUGUCUUUGUUCUUUAUGUUUGUCUUAACUGGCCUUAGUCCUGACGAAUUGACUUACUAGGUGUUGCUAGCGUAAGCCCCAGCUCUCUAGACCCUUGUUGCUCCUCUUGGCCACGCAAAUCCUAAAUAGUGUUUCAUGAGUUAACUAAACGCCUGAUGCUAUGAUUGCGAAAUACAACUGGAGUACUGCAUACGAAGGCACUUCAUGGCUGCCCGUCUUGUGUUACUUCCACGUUAAACAUUACCAAACUAUAUCUUCAGAAUUCGAAUUGUCACACGUGGUUCGGUUUUCUCGCUAAACCGUGGUAACGGUGUCCUCCCGCACAUUCGGCUUUGAGACAACGCAGUCCUGUUAGCUUUGUGCCUUAGGUGAUGCUGUCCUAGGCGCGUCACUUACUUUCGCUUGGAUGGAUGGAUGGAUGGAUGCUAUGAGCGUCCCCUUUAUAACGGGGCGGUGACAUGUGUGCUCGACAAAAAAAAAAGGAACAAACCUUUAAUUUUUUAGGUUGGCGUAAUGCCUUGUCUACUACGGCUAAAUCAAUCUUAAUGUAGAGAAAAACAAAUUCACAGCCCAGUUCUCUGCCUCUUACGGCAGAAUAUCCUUACUUUUCUCACUAUUAUUUUUGUAUUUUCUGUCACAAAUACUCUAGCCGUCUCUUAUCUAUCGCGGGCUUGUUCAGCUCUCCAUUCUUCUACCUAAAACCCAAAGCUUCAUGCAGCGCGUGCUUGAACGUACACCUGUGCGGAUAUCUCCACAUUCAUUCAGGACAUGCUCCGCCGUUUCCUUAUC
Molecule: messenger RNA, 6526 nt
Organism: Rhipicephalus sanguineus (brown dog tick)
Lineage: Eukaryota; Metazoa; Arthropoda; Arachnida; Ixodida; Ixodidae
Product: CUB and sushi domain-containing protein 1
Exons: 6
Coding region: 235-1791 (518 amino acids)
Source: RefSeq, a predicted model, not a curated record